CACCGACACUUGCGCUGCCGCCCUGAGGAGCACCAUCCUCGUCACAGGGACAAGAUGUGGCUCCGAGACGAGCUGCUGAAGUCCAUCUGGUACGCAUUCACAGCUCUGGACGUGGAUCACCGAGGAAAAGUUUCCAAAUCUCAGUUAAAGGUCCUGUCCUACAACCUGUGCACCGUGAUGCGGAUCCCUCAUGAACCCACGGCCUUCGAAGAACACUUCAAAGAUGACAACGAGGGUCCUCUGUCUAAUGAAGGCUACAUGCCUUACCUCAACAGGUACAUCCUGGACAAGGUCUCCGAGGACUUCGACGUGAUCGAGUUUUACAGGAUGUGCUGGACGCUGUGCUACAAGAAGAACAUUUACCCCCAACGUCUCAUCAUCUCAGACAACGACGCCUUCAGGGUCUGGUGCAUCUUUAACUUCCUGUCAGAAGACAAAUACCCGCUGGUCAUCGUCAUCGAGGAGGUGGAGUAUUUACUGCGGAAGCUGUCGGAGGCCAUGGGGAUCGGGUGGAACGAGGAGAGGUUUGUGGACUACAAGCUGCAGCAGAACACGAAGAGCAGCCUGUCCGUGUGGGAACUGAUUGAACUAGUGGGGCUGAUUUACUUCAGCAAGGGCACGGAGCGCCAAAUUUUGUCCAUGGGCAUCAACGAGGUGUUCUCCGAGCUUAUCCUAGACAUCCUCAAGCAGGGUUAUAUGAUGAAAAAGGGUCACAAGAGGAAGAACUGGACGGAGCGCUGGUUCGUCCUCCAGCCCACCCUGCUGUCGUACUACACCUGUGAGGACCUGACGGAGAAGAAGGGGGACAUCAUUCUGGACCAGAACUGCUUUGUGGAGCCUCUGCAGGACAAAGAUGGGAAGAAAUGCCUUUUCAUCAUCAAGUGCAGCGAUAAAAGCUUCGAGAUCAACGCGUCGGACAAGAAGAAGAAGCAGGAAUGGAUCCAAGCGGUUCAGACGUGCAUCCAGCAGCAGAGGCUGGGGCUGUUAUCUCCUCACCGCGAAGCCCGGCUGAGGCGCCGGGAGCUCCGGCAGCGGCAGCGGGUGGAGGAGGACGACCUGUCAAAGAGGAUGAGGAGGCUGCAGGCGUCUAAUGAGAGCAAGCAGAAACAGCUGGAGGACAUGAGGAUGAAAAUGGAAGAGGCUGCAGCCAAAGCGACGCUGGAGGAGCUCAGGAGGAAGAAGAAUCAGUCAGACCUGCAGGAUCGCUACAGAAUGGACUUGGAAAGAGAAAAAAUGGUGCGACAGCAGAUGGAGGAGCAGGUGGCUCAGAAGUCCAGUGAGCUGGAGCAGUACCUGCAGCGGGUCCGAGAGCUGGAGGAGCUGUACCACCGACUCGAGGAGGCCUUGGAAGAUGAGAGGCAGGCCAAGCAGGAUGAGGAGGCUGCGAGGAAGCUGCAGACCAGGCUGCUGGAGCAAGAGGCAGCAAAGAGAGCAGAGCUGGAGCAGAUCUACCUGCAGCAGCAGAGAACGCUAUCUCAGACGGAGGCGGAGAAGGAGGAGCUGAGGGCGGAGCAGCUGGCCAAAGAGAGGGAGCUUCAGGCAGCGACGCAGCUGCUGGAGAGGCUGGAGAGUGAACGUCACGGAGCCCUGGAGCAGUAUCAGGAGGUGUCGAGGAAACUUGAGAGAGCAGCUAACAAAACUAAAACCUGGAAAGACAAAGUGGCCAAACAAGAAGGGCUGGUGCGUCUCAUCCAGCCUGGUCACAAAGGACCUCAGAGGAUCACUAACUGGGGUCCGGCAUCGUUCUCCGACAUGGAGCUGGACCUGAGGAAGAAAUCCUGGCAGGAAAGUAAAAACCAGGGAGCUCAGGCUCAGUGAGCCUUCAGGAAACGUCCUGACGUGUCAGAAAUCACCUCGUCUCUAUUCAACAGCUGUCGGUAAAUUGAGUCAUACUCUGUAGUUAACUUAAAGGUGUCGAACAUUUGUUUAAUCAAUACAUUUGCAGUGGUCUCUAGUAGGAAGGAAUGCCUUGUAAGUCGUACUCGGGGUUAUAAACACCAGUGCAUUGUUUCCAGGAACUAGAAGUGAGCCACGUCACAGCUGAGCUUCAGGCGGCAGGUUUUCGAGUCUUAUUUCCUGAUAUUUGGACGUCUCGCCUGGAACUGGUUAACAGCAACGCGACUACCACUGACUUGCAACGUUUUAACUCCACAAGUGGAGUUCUGCUAAGUGGUGGACUUGCUAAUGCUAACGGUUAGCUACUAGCCGAGACAUUCUUUGCUGUUUCCUGGAUAUUAAACUAAAAACAGCUUUCCCCGUUGUGAAUCCAUGAACGUUAAGUGACAGUGUGACGUAGAUCCGUCAGGCUUUUCUAAUCCUAGAGUUUCACCAACUAUUUUCUAUCAGAAGCUAAUGCAGGAGGCAGGUGUAGGAGACUAUUUUCAUGUUCAGCCUGCAUGAAAAACUCAGAGUGAUCCGUUAUAAUCAGAAAUAAGAUAAAAACAAAAAACGUAUUUUCAGUGUUCCACACCUUUAAAACAGCAUUUUAAUUAAAUCAGUACAGAUUUGGUUAGUCCUGAUGAUGAUUAAACUAGAAAGCUGAUUCUAUUUGUCUUUUUGGCUUAACAUUUAAGUUUUUGCUAAAAAAGUUUUCCACACUGAUCAUUUUCUUUAUUUUUUACGUAUUUUUUAAAUCAUUCUUUGAUUUCUGACCUUUACCGCAUAAAUUACUAAAACUCACUGAGUCGUUUGUUGAUAUUAGCCUAUUAGCUCAGGAUGGAUGAGUGACUGAACAAUAAACUCGAUUCAAGGAGUGUA
Nothobranchius furzeri (turquoise killifish) is the source of this 2757-nucleotide messenger RNA. It is a transcript of the gene swap70a, whose product is annotated as switching B cell complex subunit SWAP70a. Gene Ontology annotation, cellular component: cytoplasm; nucleus. The record is from RefSeq and is a predicted model, not a curated record. Lineage: Eukaryota; Metazoa; Chordata; Actinopteri; Cyprinodontiformes; Nothobranchiidae.